Molecule: messenger RNA, 1704 nt
Organism: Plenodomus lingam JN3
Lineage: Eukaryota; Fungi; Ascomycota; Dothideomycetes; Pleosporales; Leptosphaeriaceae
Source: RefSeq, a predicted model, not a curated record
AUGUCGUCGACGGUACAGAGCACGGCCUCUCCACGGCCGCGUCGGGGCAAGCAGCAACCCCCCCAGAGCCCAGCCCAGGCGCCGCCUGCCAGUGUUGGGCGCAACUCGCAGCGGAAACCACGCGGAAACCGCGCGCAGAAUGGCUUCAACCACCAGUUCAACGGGGUAGGCGUAUCCCCAGGCAAAGUCGGAACAGGCGCAAACCCCGCUCUCGCCGAAAGCGCCGUCUUUCCAAGCGAGGAGGCACACAUGGCCACGCGACCACGCAAUACAAAGAAACAUACACAGUCCCAGCCAUCCAUAGAUCGCGUCUUCUCCCCCAGUGGCGCCCAAGGCCCCUCUACCGACGGUGAACAGGCCCCAUGCAACCCCUCGACCACUCCAGCCAAGAUCCAGGCCGCAUAUGCAGGACCUACCUUCCAUGCCUCUCCUGCACCCUCGGCCCUGCCUAUUCCCAAAUUUCUUUCUCGUUCAGUCCCUGCAAAGUCCAGGCCAGGCCCCCCGACGCCUCCUCCAGAAGACAGCUCUGAUUCGGCCAAUUCUCCAAGCCUGUCUCCGGAUUCUCCCUCUCGCGCACCGAUCCACAUACCCACACGGAAUGAAGACUCCCCACUAGAUAUGCUUUUCAAGGCCGAUAAGGCUGAGCGGGCCAAGAAUUUCCAUGGCAGUCCCGCUUCCACCCAUUUCUUUGGCCAGAUGCUUCCACCGAGACCUCCACACCACCAGCACGAUUCGUCCAAUUCGGCCAGUGGUAUAUUUCCAUUCGAGCUGGAUGGCGAGGGCCGGAAUGCGCACAUGUCUCCUCCUGCAGCAGCCUUUCCAACAGCACAUCGAGCCGUUACCGACCCCCAGAAAGUACCCCAGGUCACAGAUUCAUCUCCUCAAACGGGCGGAAACGACAUUAUGCAAGAUUUGCUCAACAGACUCUCCAUGUCACAGAAGAAGCCGAAUGCUGCUACACCGCCUAGACCAAAUGCACAGCUAGACCCAGAUGCUCAGCCUAAUCAGACUCCCUCGCCAUUCCAUGAUGGUCGGCCUGCCGUGAGGAGUGCAUCAGGCCCUACCACACCCCAGCCAGUACAGCAAGAGGGUCCUGAAUUCUUCUAUGGCAACAAGAACCUCUCUCCAAUGUUCAAAGCUGCCCGGAACGACUCUGCAAAGCGCAACUCCGGGCUCCGCACAGAAAUCACUGCCGAACCAGCCGCCGUGAAAGAGGGCAUGUUCGAAGACUUCCCUGCCAUUGUUCCGGCUCAUACGAUGGAUCCUCAUACAUUUUCUCGCGACCAUCCUGGGUCUGCCAUGGCUGGGCCUGGCAAAUCGGGGAACUCGAAUCCUCGUCACGGUCCUGCACCAUUCAGCCCGCCUUACCAACAAAACCCACACAACCGGAGGACACCUGGUCGACAGCCCCAACAGCCUCGAAACGCUCAUGUGCCAAGGGGCAACAUGAAUGGUGCAGGCCAUCGGGGAGGAAAAGCCUUUGGUAACACGCAGCCAGUCAAUGUGCCCAAACCCACCACGUCGAUGAUGGCUUUUGUUCCUGCUUCAGUUUCAGCAAAGCAGCACUCUUCUUCUGCACCAUCUGCUGCUGCUGUCCCGCCACCGGCCAAGCUUUCUACACCUGCAAACACUUCAGCUUUGGAGCAAGACUUGAAGCGAAUGCUCAACCUCAAGAUGACUGGCGACACGUCUACUGUUCGUUAA